Molecule: messenger RNA, 1158 nt
Organism: Dichotomopilus funicola
Lineage: Eukaryota; Fungi; Ascomycota; Sordariomycetes; Sordariales; Chaetomiaceae
Product: kinase-like domain-containing protein
Exons: 2
Coding region: 1-1158 (385 amino acids)
Source: RefSeq, a predicted model, not a curated record
AUGUCAUCAUAUUCUAGCGCCGACGAUACCUACGACUCGGGCGAGCCGUCCGAGCUGGACCUCGACCUUGCCAAGCUCAUAGAGUGUGCCACCCAGGCACUAAACGCCAAAUGCACGGCUGUGAGGAAGCUAACCCGCGGAGUCAGCCACGAGGUUUUCACGCUUCAGCUCCAGGAGGCCCCCCCUGUACCAGAUUCUCUCAAGCAAGCGGGCUUCUCAUGCAUUGCACGCUUCAGCCGCCUCAACGACACCCGGGCCAAGUUGGCCAGCGAGAUAGCCACGGCGCGGUACCUGAGACGAUUCUCCUCCAUUCCUGUGCCCGAGAUUUACUACUACGACUUGAAUCCUGACAAUGGCGUUGGAGCGCCUUUUAUUUUGAUGCAAAGGAUGCCCGGGCGGCAUCUCAAUAAGAUAUGGGACACACUAUCCCUUGACGGCAAGAAGUCGGCCCUCUCGGAGAUCGCUGCCGUCAUUGCGCAGCUCCCCUGUUUUGACCAGCCCAAAGGACCGUUCUCCUCCUCUUCCGAGUACAUGCGGUCUUUCAUCUCCAUUCCAUCCGUCAAAUUUUCUGCCAUUGGGGACCCUCUCCAGCAAGCGGGGGAUGAGAUUGAGCGCUUUCUCUACCACGACUACCUCCAACCGCCAUUUUGUCUCAUCCAUGCCGACUUUGAUGGCCAAAACAUGCUUUUUGCAAAUUCUCCAGAUGGCUCAGGACCUAAACUCACUGGUCUAAUUGACUUUGAGUACGCCUAUACUGGACCUCUCUAUUUCCUCUACGAAUACCCGAUUUUUAUCCAGGAUGUGUCUUGGUCCAAGGAACUUUACACCGAGAACGCUAUCUUGCGUGCGCAUUUUAUUCGAGCCGUCUGGCGAGCGCUUCCUGACACCGCCGCGCAAUCCACCUUUAUCUCCUCCAUGAACGGCAAGAACUUUGCAUUAAACGGGUUCAGGGACUCGUUCAUGACCGUCAAGCUCUCGCCAGAGUCGCUCCUUGAUUCUGCAAAGUACUAUGUACAGAGCCUCAAGGAUGGUACGGAACCCGCGUACUCAGGCCGCCUCGACUACACGCCUGAGAGGUAUACAAAAACAGCAGACCCGCUGCCUUAUGGUGAGGAUAGUGACAAUGGCGAGGAUGGCGGGAAGAAUCUUUCAGGAUGA